Molecule: messenger RNA, 5056 nt
Organism: Corythoichthys intestinalis (scribbled pipefish)
Lineage: Eukaryota; Metazoa; Chordata; Actinopteri; Syngnathiformes; Syngnathidae
Gene: tut4
Product: terminal uridylyl transferase 4
Exons: 31
Coding region: 209-4606 (1465 amino acids)
Molecular function (GO): RNA uridylyltransferase activity; zinc ion binding; nucleic acid binding
Source: RefSeq, a predicted model, not a curated record
CUUUCUCCCACAAUGCAGCAGUGUAAUGCAAACAUGGCGUCAAAUGCUGCUGUUAUGAUCGGGCCGUGGGCUCUGCACAACAUGUAGAACAGAACCACGAAGGCAGUUAAAUGAUAAUAUUAAUCAGCUUUAGAAAUCAAAAGUCUUUCCGGACAGUCCUCUUCAUGGUGUCAAGGCCACCAAAAACAACAAGCAGCAUCACUUAGGAAUGGAUGAGUCUUCAACUCCUUUGACGUCAAACAAGCAGUCUCAUCUUAAAGUAUCCAAAUCUUUGCACAGUUCGAGAGAGCGCAUCGACUCCUCUAAGCGUGGCAAAGAAAACCCAAAUGAUGAUGUUAUUUUAAGGGUAGCGGGCAAAACUUCUUCGGAUACGGUCAAACGAUGCUCAUCAAGGUUAAAUCGACUGAGUGGAAGAACACGUUCUAGGGAAAGAGACAACGGCUCACACACAAAUCGAGAGACCAACUCCCCCGUUGUGCCAAAUACACGCCAGAAAGUCUCCUUAGAACAGAAGAAUUGUGCGGUUAUAGCUUCAAGAAUCGAAAAGCAUCAUGGAUUGAAAGCUACAGAAGUGAUGCAUCAAACUGUCGAGGGGUGCUCAUCCUCGGGCCCAGGUACAAUGGAAGGAUCACUGACAGAGCAACAGCUCGGCCUCCGACAGGCAGAGGAGCGCCUUUGCAGAGAUUAUAUCCACAGACUUUUAAAACAAUCCCCAGAAUACCCGAAAUAUCAAUACAUAUGCAAGCUGUGUUCUGUUCUGAUUGAACACAUUCAAGCGGCACAUAAACACAUCAAGGAGAAGAGACACAAGAAGAACAUAAUGGAAAAACAGGAGGAGAAUGAACUGCGUGCCCUGCCACCCCCCUCUGCCUUGCAACUAAGAGCUAUCGACAAAGCUGUUAUUGAAGCAGCCAAGCAGCAUGGGAUAUCUGAGGAGGACUUUGAGCAUCGGAAAGACGUGGUUAUGAGGAUGGAGAACCUCAUAAAGAAACACCUCUCAGAUUGCAGUCUAAGUCUCUAUGGUUCUUGUCUUACCCGAUUUGCCUUUAAGACGAGUGACAUCAACAUUGAUGUCCGCCACCCAUCCACAAUGACACAACCGGAAGUCCUGAUUCAAGUGCUUGACAUCCUCAAAAACAGCACUGAAUUUUCAGAGGUUGUGUCGGACUUUCACGCCAAAGUUCCUUCCAUAAUCUGUCGAGAUGUUAAUAGUGGCCUAAUGUGCAAAGUGAGUGCAGGCAAUGAUGUUGCUUGUCUCACAACAAAUCACAUGGCAGCUUUAACUAAAAUGGAACCCAGAUUGGUUCCCCUGGUGCUGGCUUUCCGAUAUUGGGCAAGGCUAUGUCACAUUGACUGUCAGGCUGAGGGUGGCAUCCCCUCGUAUUCCUUUGCUCUCAUGGUCAUCUUCUUCUUGCAGCAGAGAAACAAGCCAGUCCUCCCUGUCUAUCUGGGCCAUUGGAUCGAAGGCUUUGAUGUGAAACGUGUGGAUGAGUAUCAUCUGACAGGAAUUCAGUCAGACAUGUAUGUGCAUUGGGAGCACAGACCUUCUAGCUCUUCAGAUGGACAGGGAGAGAAUCGAAACGAGGCUAGGGUACAAGGCAGAUCAAAACCAGAACGUCGUAAAACUGAUAAAAUUCAGCUUUCACACGGCUUGGCGCGGCUGACAUUUGAAUUGUGUGAAAGUGUGUCACUGGGACAGCUAUGGUUGGAACUCAUCCGUUUCUACACACUUGAGUUUGCAUUGGAAGAGUACACUAUCAGCAUCCGUUUAAAAGAGCAUCUAUCUCGGGAAAUGAAGAACUGGCCUCGUCGCCGGCUCGCUAUUGAAGAUCCUUUUGCCUUGAAGAGGAACGUCGCUCGAAGCUUGAACAGCCAAAUGGUGUUUGAGUACAUACAGGAGCGCUUCCGCACAGCUUAUAAGUACUUUGCCUGCCCACAGAGAAAAGGCAUUCUGGAGCAGAAAAGCAAAAUGGGUGGCAAGUAUGGAUCCAAGUUGUGCCGAGGAGAGAAGGAGGAUACUUCAGUGAGUGCUCUCAAGAUAGAGACUAAAUUAUCUAGGUUAACAGUUGACAGUGUUCAAAUGGCAUUCCGUCCAUCAAAGGAUGAUAGUGCAAUUGUAAGUGACGAUAAAGAAAAUUUAAAUCAAAAGGUUGAGAUGACGCUUGAUGGCAGCCUCAUGGAAAUGGCCCUCAGCAAAGAUAACAAAGUCGCCGAACACCUGUCAAUCCCUUUCCUUUCUGUCAACGGUUUACCGGACGAGGAAGUAAAGAGUGAGGAUGAGGCAAAGUGUUUUUCCAAAAACGAGGGGAUCACAACAGAGGAGCUUCACUACGUCUUUGAUAAGAUGAUUUUUACUGGCGGGAAGCCUCCAAAUGUUGUGUGCAGUAUUUGCAAACGAGAUGGUCACCUGAAGGAUGAGUGCCCAGAUGACUUCAAGAAGAUAGAGUUGAAGGUUCUGCCUCCAAUGGACAGCCAUUUCAGAGAGAUCCUUGAUGGGCUUUGCAAACUUUGCCACUCUGAGCUGGCACCCACACAUGCUGAGCAGCAGAAGAGAGAGCAGAUCCUUGCCAGUCUGGAAAAGUUCAUAAGAAAAGAAUACAAUGAUAAAGCUCAGCUAUGUUUAUUUGGAUCCUCCAAGAAUGGCUUUGGUUUCCAUGACAGUGACCUUGACAUUUGCAUGACUCUAGAAGGCCAUGAGACGGCAGAGAAGCUGAACUGUAAGGACAUCAUUGAAGGCCUUGCUAAAGUGCUAAAAAAGCAUACAGGUCUGAAGAACAUCUUGCCUAUUACAACAGCAAAAGUACCAAUCGUAAAGUUUGAACACAGGCAGAGCGGUCUUGAGGGGGACAUCAGUCUCUACAACACGUUGGCUCAACAUAACACCAGGAUGCUGGCUAUGUAUGCAGCUCUGGAUCAGCGUGUGCAGUUCCUGGGAUAUAUGAUGAAAGUCUUUGCAAAGCGCUGUGACAUUGGAGAUGCAUCCAGAGGAAGUCUAUCAUCAUAUGCCUAUAUCCUGAUGGUGCUUUACUUUCUUCAGCAGAGGCAACCUCCAGUCAUCCCAGUCCUCCAGGAGAUAUUUGAUGGCGCAAGUAUUCCCCAGAGAAUAGUAGAUGGUUGGAAUGCCUACUUCUUCGAUGACCUUGAAGAUCUGCAGCAGCGACAGAAUUUGUCAGGAGGGGAUGUCAACACAGAAUCUGUAGGUGAGCUGUGGUUGGGCCUCCUGCGCUUCUACACUGAAAAGUUCGAUUUCAAGGAGCAUGUCAUCAGCAUCCGCCAAAAGAAACGCCUCACUACCUUUGAAAAACAGUGGACGAGCAAAUGCAUUGCUAUUGAAGAUCCCUUUGAUUUGAACCAUAAUCUUGGUGCUGGAGUUUCUCGGAAAAUGACAAACUUUAUUAUGAAGGCUUUCAUUAAUGGACGAAAGCUGUUUGGAACUCCAUUCUACCCAGUCCAUGGGACUGAAGUGGACUACUUCUUUGAUGCAAAGGUUCUAACAGAUGGCGAGUUGGCCCCAAAUGACAGGUGCUGCAGGAUCUGUGGAAAGAUUGGACAUUAUAUGAAGGACUGUCCCAAGAGACGAAGAAUUAAAAAGAAAGAAAAUGGUGAAGAUGUCAAAGAGGACGACCGGGAGCAAAAAGACAGACGUUGUUUUCAAUGUGGAGACACUGGUCAUGUAAGGAGAGACUGUCCUGAGUAUCGCCAUCUAAAGCAGAGGACUACCGGGACACCAGCUCCUCAUAUGGUACGCUCUCUGGUGAGUUCUAAGUCCAUUACUGGCUCCCAGUUAGUGCCAGACUGCUCUGGAAGAACCAGGCUCCCCUCAGAGAGUUCAGACGGACUCCAAACUCCACCAUAUUCUCCACAGCCCACAGCUGUCUCUCAGAGUUCCCCUCAGUCCUCCAGUUCUCCCAAGCCCUCCCAAAACAAGACAAUUUCUUCAGGUCCCCACCACCAGGGCUCACUCUCCCUUUUCAAAUUUCCUUCAUCCCACUCCGGUCAAUAUCAACUUGGAACACUCGCUGCACUAGGGCCUCUCCCCUCCCACCAGCACAAGUCACACUCAUCUCAGGGUCAGCCUCACAACCCGGCUCACAUCCCUUCCCCCUCCUGGCCCAUCCACGGACCUGUCCGCGUUACAAACACAAGCAACGUCCCCUCGCCGCCCGGCUUGAAAUUCUCUCUUCGUUCGCCAUCGGGAAGCCCCACGAGCAGCCCCAACGCCAUCAACUUGAAUGAUCCCAGUAUCAUAUUCGUACAGCCGGCCGGAAGACCAAUGGGCACUGGUGGACCCGGGCAUGAAGCACACUGGCUCAACCGCUUGACGCAACCUGGCUCGCUAUUGGGAAACGGCACCGUGGUCAAGUCAGAAUUGGACCACACGAGCCAAUUUAUUGGUGUAAACCAGGGUUCUCAUCUAUGGGAGCAUCAUAAAACACACCAAUAUGCACUGUCUCCUCCAUGGCCAUACCGAAUGCCCCAGAAUUUUAUUCAGCAGGGUAGCAGUGGCUACCAACCAGGUUCAGUGGUGCAUCUGCAUCCAAACAUGCCCAUGGUUCCUCACGUCAGGCACCCAGUAAAUCUUAAUUUCAUCCAGCAGAAGAAGUGAACUGCCUUUUUCAACGGGGUUAUUUUUUAAAAUUUGCUGUACGGCCAGUGACACAAUAACGUAACACGAUGUACACUUUGCACCAUUUUUAUCAGCUGAAUUUUUAAAUGAAAUGUUUCAUUUUUGUACAGUUUUUAGCUUUUUUUUGUUUCAUUACAUUGAUUUGUGAUACAAAUGUUAAAUAUUUUAAUUCCCCAAUUUUGAGGGGGUCAAAAAGUGUUAUUUUAUGUGCAAAGUAAGAGAGGCAGUCAAUGUGUAUUUUUAUUAGCUUCUGUGGUUGCCAAAAGAUGAAGGCUUGGAAUAGAUGUUUCAUUUCAAAACUGUUUAAUAUGGCACACUAAUCACGUUGUGCCAAGCCAUUAGCACAAAUAAGGGAAAAAUACCUGUUGAGGGGAAAAAAAAAAAAAGUAUUGGCGAGGGAAAAAAAAUAAUAAAAGUAUUGGCAAACCA